CCACGUGACCUCGCGGCCCAGAUCGCGAUCGCGGCGGCGGGGGCAAGUCGGACUCGGAGCGUGGAGUCCCCAGCGAGCGGUGGCGGUCCCUGCGCCCGCCCGGCGCGCUCACCUCCAAGAUGCAUUUCAUCUUCUCCAAUGAGGUGGUGCUUCUGUUUGAUUUCUGGAGUGUCCACAGUCCUGCAGGCAUGGCCCUUUCGGUAGUGGUGGUCCUGCUCCUGGCUGUGUUGUAUGAAAGCAUCAAGGUUGGCAAAGCCAAGCUGCUCUACCAGGCCGCAGUGAGCCUGUCCAUCCCCACCAGCCAGCUCACUGAGGAGACAGACCAGGAUUCUUCUGGCUCAGACUCACCCCCGGUCAGCAGAACCCGCCUCAGGUGGUUUUUCUGUCACUUCGGCCAGUCUCUAAUCCACGUUGUUCAGGUGGUCAUAGGCUACUUCAUGAUGCUGGCCGUCAUGUCGUACAACACGUGGAUCUUCUUCGGCGUGAUCCUUGGCUCUGCUGUGGGCUACUACCUGGCCUACCCGCUCCUCAGCAUGGUUUAGCUGGUGAGGGCUCUGCAGGCACCGGGGGCCGGAGCGAGCUGCGGCUCCCUCCUUGCAGACACCGAGCUUCCAGCCCUGUGUCUCCCGUGUCUUCUGAUGGCUGUUCCUCGCCACGCUCCCAGCUCCUGGACACGUCCUGCCGAAGCCAGCACUUGCUGCCCAGAGUUCAGAGGUCCCUGAAGCUACCUCUGCCCUCAGCCAGCCUGGACGGGGCCCGGGCUGGGCGUUUUGUGCCUUCAUAAGGCUGCUGUGACCUGAGGGAGAAUGAAGAGACCAGAACCUGGGGGCAGAGUUGCUGAGCCCAUGAGGACUUACCUGACUCAAGAUUAAGAAUUUCCAAAGAUCUUCAAGACAGGGAGAGGGGUUCUGGGUGAUGAAGGCCACGGAAGCUGCAUACCUUCUGCCCUCAUGAUUUGUGCCUUAUAAAGAGGAGCACCUACAACCGGACUUCCUGACCCCUUCUGUAUUUGAGGGACGGAGUCCGAGAUUGCUCCUUUGUCUCACCUUUCUGCCUCUGGGGCACAUAAAGAUGGUCUGUUCUGCGGAUCACGGUGACAAACUGAGAUUUUUCAUUUUUUCCCACUAAACUCCUGGUUCGCAGUUUUGCACAUGAAUCCAAAAUUUUCAGCGAAGUGACUUCAUCAGAUUUCCUGAUGGAUAUAGCAGCAUCUGCUAGGAACUGUUUCUCUUUCUUGUGGGGCAUGACAGCAGAUUCAAGGCCGAGAAGUGAGACUCUUCUCAAGGCUCCUGACCUAUCGGCUGCAUGGUGAGCUGCUCCCAUCAGACAGCACUGCCUGCGGGAGGAAGGCAGUCUAAUGGCUUGAGGGGCCCGGGGUGCUUCUCAGGACCCCAGUGCUCCCUUCCUGCUCCUGCUUUGAUGCAGAACAGAGAACUACACUGAAUAUUCAGUAUUUCGUGUUCUCUAGUUCGAACUUACUGCUCACCCAUCACAUCUGGUGGGCAAACACGGUUAAGCCACAGGGAGUGUCGGCUGACGAUGCAGGAAGCAGUCAAACCAAAGCGUUACACGUAGAGUUAGGUGAGACUUUCCAGACGGUUCACUUGACAGAGAAGCAAACAUGAGACCCAGGGAGGGAACAUCAGGGCUGGAUACUGGAAUGUCUAUGCUCAAGUACCUCAAGGGCUAGAGGAAAGACAGUUUUAAGCUUCAGGAAUUAAAAAAGAAAUAGAUGUUUUAAUAAAUACUAUUUUUAAAGUCUG
This is a messenger RNA of Lontra canadensis (Northern American river otter), 1763 nucleotides long. It is a transcript of the gene SLC31A2, whose product is annotated as solute carrier family 31 member 2. Bases 120 to 542 code for a protein of 140 amino acids. Gene Ontology annotation, cellular component: membrane. The record is from RefSeq and is a predicted model, not a curated record. The transcript has 4 exons. Lineage: Eukaryota; Metazoa; Chordata; Mammalia; Carnivora; Mustelidae. Gene Ontology annotation, molecular function: copper ion transmembrane transporter activity. Gene Ontology annotation, biological process: copper ion transmembrane transport.